Molecule: messenger RNA, 450 nt
Organism: Prunus dulcis (almond)
Lineage: Eukaryota; Viridiplantae; Streptophyta; Magnoliopsida; Rosales; Rosaceae
Product: cytosolic invertase 1-like
Exons: 4
Coding region: 1-450 (149 amino acids)
Biological process (GO): sucrose catabolic process
Molecular function (GO): sucrose alpha-glucosidase activity; endo-alpha-N-acetylgalactosaminidase activity
Source: RefSeq, a predicted model, not a curated record
AUGUGUCAAAGAGGCCUAAGCCCACGUGUCAAAGAGAUUUUCAAUGAGCUAGGUGGUAAGAGAUCAGUGGCAGCCUUCGGUGUCAUAAUGAUUCUCCGUGGCUUCUUCAUCGACAGAGAAGUUUCAUGGAGUUAUCACAAUGGUGGCUGUUGGCCAACACUGUUGUGGUUGCUUACUACAGCAUGUAUCAGGACGGGGAGGCCUCAGACUGCUAAGAGAGCAAUUGAACAGGUGGAGCAACGGCUCUCAAAAGAAGGGUGGCCAGAAUACUAUGACGGCAAGGCAGGGAGAUAUGUCAGGAAGCAAGCGAGGAAGUACAAGACCUGGAGCAUCUCAGGAUAUCUGGUAGCUAAACUGAUGAUCGAGAACCCAGCCAAUGUUUCACUAAUCCCUCUUGAAGAGGACAAGAAGAUAGCCAAGCCAAGGCUCACCCGCUCCGCUUCCUUUUGA